GUUUGCCAUCUCCCUGUAUCAACCAACUGACGGAAAAAACAAGUCAUUUUCAUCACUUUCUUUUCUGAGUCACUCACGCACGCUCAUGUCUAAUCUGAUGGCUCUCUCUUGUCUCCUUCCUCUCCUUUGUUUCCUCGCCGCCGCCGCCGCCACCACCACCACAAUUACAAUCCCACUCACUCCUUCAGCAAUAAAGCACGCUUCUUCCGAUCCCUAUAAGCUCCUCAACUCUUUAGCCAUUUCUUCACUUUCCAGAGCCCAACACCUCAAAUCUAAAUCAGAAAUCAAAAUAAGAAAAAACUCUUCUUCUACUCUUUCAACUCCUUUAACUGCUCACAGCUAUGGUGGCUACGCCAUCUCUCUCAGCUUCGGCACUCCUCCUCAAACAAUGCCUCUCAUUUUCGACACUGGUAGUAGCCUCGUUUGGUUCCCCUGCACCACCCAUUAUCUUUGUUCUGGCUGUUCUUUUCCCAACGUUGACCCAUCUGACAUUUCUACUUUCAUUCCCAAAAAUUCUUCUUCCUCGAAAUUCAUUAGCUGCCGCAGUCCGAAAUGUGCUUGGAUUUUCGGGUCAGAAGUUGCCGCCCAGUGCAAAAGCUGUGGGCCUAAUGAUAAAAAAUGCUCCCAAAUUUGUCCUCCUUAUAUUCUUCAGUACGGUUUAGGUUCCACAGCGGGACUUUUGUUAUCUGAAACUCUAGAUUUUCCCAACAAAAAACGACCCGAUUUCCUCGUCGGAUGCUCCAUUGUCUCAAACCGACAACCCGCCGGCAUUGCCGGGUUCGGUCGUGGCAAGGAAUCGCUGCCAUCUCAACUGGGUGCUGGUAAAUUCUCAUAUUGCUUACUUUCUCGCAAUUUUGAUGACACAUCGGUGAGUAGUAACCUGGUUUUGGAAAGCGGGUCGGUUUCGGGUAAUACCACCGGCACCGCUUCAAAUGUGCGCUACACGCCGUUUCUGAAGAACCCAAAGGGGGACAAUUCUGCUUUUGAAGAAUAUUAUUACGUGCUUUUAAGAAAAAUCGUUGUUGGAAAUCGUCACGUGAAGGUUCCACACCGGUUUUUGGCGCCCGGAUCCGACAGAAACGGAGGAACCAUUGUGGAUUCGGGUUCAACGUUAACUUUCAUGGAGAAACCCAUUUUCGAGGCAGUGGCAGAGGAGUUCAUAAAACAAAUGGGUAACAACAGCAGAGCACCAAAGGAGGAAAUUCAGUCCGGUUUAAGGCCAUGUUUCAAGAUUUCGGGCGAUAAAUCGGGCAAUAUUCCGAAACUGACUUUCCAAUUCAAAGGUGGAGCAAAAAUGGCUUUACCAUUGGAGAAUUAUUUUGCUUAUGGUAAUGAAAGCACCAUUUGUUUGAUGAUUCUUACCGAUAACUCGGUUGAAGCCGGGCUCAGCAGCACCGGACCGGCGAUAAUUCUGGGGAGUUUCCAGGUUCAGGAUUUUUACGUUGAGUUUAAUUUGGCCAGUGAAAAAUUCGGAUUCGCAAGAAAGAAAUGCUCGUGAAGUAGCGUUUUGACUGAGCGUAAAUUAAUGUUGUAUUAAUUCUUGUUAUUUGUAAUUUGUGACGAGCAAAAUGAAACGGUGACGUGUAACGUGGUUCCAAAAUAAAAAAUUAAAUAUUAUAGAA
Mangifera indica (mango) is the source of this 1622-nucleotide messenger RNA. Its product is annotated as probable aspartyl protease At4g16563. Gene Ontology annotation, biological process: proteolysis. Gene Ontology annotation, molecular function: aspartic-type endopeptidase activity. The record is from RefSeq and is a predicted model, not a curated record. Lineage: Eukaryota; Viridiplantae; Streptophyta; Magnoliopsida; Sapindales; Anacardiaceae. The coding region runs from base 86 to 1498 and encodes 470 amino acids. The transcript has a single exon. Gene Ontology annotation, cellular component: extracellular region.